ACGUUUAUGGCGUUGACGUGGCUUUGUCCUCGCUCGUUUCCUGACUGUGCUGGUGGAUGAGGCGGCGGGGGUGGCCAGCUUGGAGACGAUAGUGUAUAAUCUGCUUUCACCAUGGGAGAGAUAGAGCAGAGGCCAAGUCCAGGAUCGCGACUGGGGGCCCCAGAGAAUUCGGGGAUCAGCACCUUGGAACAUGGACAGAAGCCGCCCCCAACACCUUCAGGAAAACUCAUGUCCAUCAAAAUCCAGAUGCUGGAUGACACCCAGGAGGCAUUUGAAGUUCCACAAAGAGCCCCCGGGAAAGUGUUGCUGGAUGCAGUUUGCAACCACCUCAACCUCGUGGAAGGGGACUAUUUUGGCCUCGAGUUUCCCGACCACAAAAAGAUCACGGUGUGGCUGGAUCUCUUAAAACCUAUUGUCAAGCAGAUUAGAAGGCCAAAGCAUGUUGUUGUGAAGUUUGUGGUGAAAUUCUUUCCACCUGACCAUACGCAACUCCAAGAAGAACUCACAAGGUACCUGUUUGCGCUGCAGGUGAAGCAGGACCUGGCUCAAGGCCGGCUGACGUGCAAUGACACCAGCGCGGCCCUCUUGAUCUCACACAUCGUACAAUCCGAGAUUGGGGAUUUCGAUGAAGCAUCAGACAGAGAGCAUUUAGCAAAAAACAAGUACAUACCUCAGCAAGAUGCGCUAGAAGACAAAAUCGUGGAGUAUCAUCAUAACCACAUUGGACAGACCCCAGCGGAAUCAGAUUUCCAGCUUCUGGAGAUUGCCCGUAGGCUGGAGAUGUAUGGGAUCCGGUUGCACCCGGCUAAGGACAGGGAAGGCACGAAGAUCAACCUGGCCGUGGCCAACACGGGGAUUCUCGUGUUUCAGGGUUUCACCAAGAUCAAUGCCUUCAACUGGGCGAAGGUGCGCAAGCUGAGCUUCAAGAGGAAGCGCUUUCUCAUCAAGCUCCGCCCCGACGCGAAUAGCUCGUACCAGGAUACCUUGGAAUUUCUAAUGGCCAGUCGGGAUUUUUGCAAGUCGUUCUGGAAAAUCUGUGUUGAACAUCAUGCCUUUUUUAGACUUUUUGAAGAGCCCAAACCAAAGCCAAAGCCCGUUCUCUUUAGUCGAGGGUCUUCCUUCCGGUUCAGCGGUCGGACUCAGAAGCAGGUUCUCGACUAUGUUAAAGAAGGAGGACAUAAGAAAGUGCAGUUUGAAAGGAAACAUAGCAAGAUCCAGUCCAUCAGAAGCCUUGCCACACAGCCUACAGAGCCGAAUUCAGAAGUGCCAAGACAGGCGCAGCAGAGUGCCAGCCUUCCGCCCGGAGAAGGCGCGGAGCCCGCCGGAGGCGCGAGCGGCCAGCAGGCAGCGGAGCAGAGCGCUUCGGCUGAAGAGCGCCAGAGCCCCGCGCCGCCCAAGAGCCCCGCGGGCGGCGGGAAGGCGGACGGAGCCCCGCGGGCGCCGGCCGACGAAGAGGAGGAGGUCGUUAAGGAUAGGACCCAGCAGAGUAAAGCUCAGCCCCCGCAGCCGAGCACAGGCUCCCUGACUGGUAGCCCUCACCUUUCAGAGCUGUCCAUCAACUCGCAGGGAGGAGCUGUGCCCGCCAAUGUGAUCUUGUCUCCCAGCCUGAGCCCCGACACCAAGCAGGCCUCUCCCUUGGUCAGCCCGCUGCUGAACGACCAGGCGUGCCCACGCACCGACGACGAGGAGGAAGGCCGGAGAAAGAGAUUCCCGACUGACAAGGCCUACUUCAUCGCUAAGGAGGUCUCCACCACCGAGAGAACGUACCUGAAGGAUCUGGAGGUCAUCACUUCGUGGUUUCAGAGCACAGUCAGCAAAGAGGACGCCAUGCCCGAAGCCUUGAAAAGCCUCAUAUUCCCGAAUUUUGAACCUUUGCACAAGUUUCAUACGAGUUUUCUUAAGGAGACUGAACAACGACUAGCCCUGUGGGAAGGCCGCUCAAACGCCCACGUCAGAGGGGACUACCAAAGAAUCGGAGAUGUCCUGCUGAAGAACAUUCAGGGUAUGAAGCAACUGGCGGCUCACCUGUGGAAGCACAGCGAAGCUCUGGAGGCGCUGGAGACGGGCAUCAGGAGCUCACGGCGGCUGGAGAGCCUGUGCAGAGACUUCGAGCUGCAGAAGGUGUGCUACCUGCCGCUCAACACCUUCCUCCUGCGCCCGCUGCACCGGCUCAUGCACUACAAGCAGGUCCUGGAGCGCCUGUGCAAGCACCACCCGCCCAGCCACGCAGACUUCAGGGACUGCAGGGCUGCCCUAGCGGAGAUUACUGAAAUGGUGGUGCAGCUCCACGGUACGAUGAUCAAGAUGGAGAAUUUCCAGAAGCUGCAUGAACUCAAGAAAGACUUGAUUGGCAUCGACAAUCUUGUGAUUCCAGGAAGGGAAUUCAUUCGCCUGGGCAGCCUCAGCAAGCUCUCCGGCAAGGGCCUCCAGCAACGCAUGUUCUUCCUGUUCAACGAUGUCUUGCUGUACACAAGCAGGGGGCUGACGGCCUCGAAUCAGUUCAAAGUCCACGGGCAGCUCCCGCUGUACGGCAUGACGAUCGAGGAGAGUGAGGACGAGUGGGGCGUGCCCCACUGCCUGACCCUGCGGGGCCAGCGGCAGUCCAUCGUCGUGGCGGCCGGCUCUAGAGCCGAGAUGGAGAAGUGGGUGGAGGACAUACAGAUGGCCAUCGACUUGGCAGAGAAAAGCAGCGGCCCCACUCCCGAGUUCCUGGCCAGCAGCCCCCCUGACCACAAGUCCCCCGAGGAGGCCGCGGUGGCCGACCAGGAGUCGGAGGACGACCUGAGCGCGUCGCGCACGUCGCUGGAGCGCCAGGCGCCGCACCGCGGCAACACCAUGGUGCACGUGUGCUGGCACCGCAACACCAGCGUGUCCAUGGUGGACUUCAGCGUCGCCGUGGAGAAUCAGCUGUCUGGGAACCUGCUGAGGAAGUUCAAAAACAGCAACGGGUGGCAGAAGCUGUGGGUGGUGUUCACCAACUUCUGCCUGUUCUUCUACAAGUCCCACCAGGACCACCACCCCCUGGCCAGCCUGCCCCUGCUCGGCUAUUCGCUCACCAUCCCCUCGGAGGCCGAGGACAUCCACAAGGACUACGUGUUCAAGCUGCAUUUCAAGUCUCACGUGUACUACUUCAGGGCCGAAAGCGAAUACACAUUCGAAAGGUGGAUGGAGGUGAUCCGCAGCGCGACCAGCUCGGCCUCCCGCGCCCACGUUCUGAGUCACAAAGAAUCCCACGUGUACUGACGCGGAUGGUUGAGCAGCGGCGGCUUUCCUGGGAGACCCUUCCUUUUCCUCUGUAUUAACGACGCCUCGUAAAAUUAACACGCGGCCGGGACCCAGAUCCCUGUCCCUCCGCCACACCGUUCUAACCUUGUCUUUCCGAGCCGCUCGCUCGUGUGUCGUCGGAGCGGAACGCGCUCCCCCCGCGGACGCCGGAGCUUCUGUCGUCCUCCCGCGGGGGCGCUUUCCAGCCCGAGCCAGUAUUAAAGCGUGGUCAUUAACGUAGUGCCAAAUGACAGUUGUUCUUCACAAACUGCACCUUCAGAGCAGUACAGCCGCAUCCGUUCAACCAAACGCGACCGGGCAAGUGCUCUUCUUUGUCUUAAAAAAGACCCUUCUUUCGAUUUAGAGGCUGGUGCAUUUUAAAGCGGAUUUUUCCAAUGUUUGUGAUACCCUGGCACCGUCUUAAGCAAAUGAGAUCAUUUUCCGAUUUCGUUUUUUUCAACCUUUCUACUUUUAUAAUAGUAGCGAGUUAGUAGGAUUUACUUCUUUGAUCGAUACGCAGUUUGCAGCACACGAAGUAUGUUCCACACCCUGGGGUCUUCUGCUCCAAGGAAGUGGACCAAAUCGCUGAAGGGGUCGCGUUCUGUCCCGAGAGGCGGAGCCCAGCGCCGCGCCCGCACUCGCGGCGGUGUGCGCGGUGCACAAGCAUGAGAACCUGUAUGUCUGUAACCGGGGCCAUUUGUGAGCUGUGACGUCCCGAGGGUGGGUGCGGCCCCCGUCAUUCCCGUGUCCUGCAACUGUGGCUUGGAAUUGCACAUUCAGUAGUAGUGUCUAUCGUGCCUGUCUUCAAACAAACCUUCUCCCCUCCUUUCUAUACUCCUCCCCGCCCCCAGGCAUGGGGGGCAGCAGUGCGCCCCCGCGCACCCUCCCCGGGAACCCGGCUCCUGGCGUAAUUGCUGGUGCCCACUCGGCAAGGUGUCCUCUGCGGGGGGCGGGGGCUGCUAUUCCCGAGUAUUCUUAAACCCUUUCUGACACGGCCCAGAGGGGGGCGACCAGUCCAGCAUCUCCCAGUGCCCGCAGCACAGCUGGGAGAGCCCCUUCCCCAGGAAACACGGGGCGGCCCGCCGUGGGGAGGCUGGGACUGGUGGGCGUGGAAACGGCAACGUGCAGAUGGACCAGGAGCCCGAGACGUGUUCAUCAUUUGCCUUACGAAUAUGUACCAGAUGGUUUUCAGUACUAACAAAAGGGAAUAAAAAUACCUCACGCCACAAUCCAGCAUACUCAAGUUUUAAGGCAAAACAUAA
Messenger RNA from Suricata suricatta (meerkat), 4526 nucleotides. It is a transcript of the gene FARP1, whose product is annotated as FERM, ARH/RhoGEF and pleckstrin domain protein 1. NCBI's taxonomy places the organism in Eukaryota, Metazoa, Chordata, Mammalia, Carnivora, Herpestidae. The record is from RefSeq and is a predicted model, not a curated record. Gene Ontology annotation, cellular component: cytoskeleton. Gene Ontology annotation, molecular function: cytoskeletal protein binding; guanyl-nucleotide exchange factor activity. The transcript is spliced from 27 exons. The coding region runs from base 112 to 3243 and encodes 1043 amino acids.